Molecule: messenger RNA, 1128 nt
Organism: Closterium sp. NIES-65
Lineage: Eukaryota; Viridiplantae; Streptophyta; Zygnematophyceae; Desmidiales; Closteriaceae
Source: the annotation of a GenBank genome assembly
AUGUCGUCCGCAGGUAGAAACGAUCUACCGGUUGGAACUGGGGAAACUAGGACCGGGGGAGGUGAAUUCGGGGAAGGGGGGUCUGGGGAAAGUGGGUCGCAGCAGGGGGAAGGGAGCGCGCGCGCAGGGUCGGCGGACGCGCAGGGGGAAGGGAGUGCGCCGUCGCGCCAGGCGGAAGCGCAGGCUGAAGGGAAUCCGCCGGCAGAGCAGCAGGGGGAAGGGAGCGGGAAUUCCGAGGGGCAGGCGGAGCAGAAGGGGGAGGGGGGCGGGCGGAAGAAGCCGGUGGUUGUGAUUGUAGUGGGCAUGGCAGGCAGUGGGAAAACGACUCUCAUACAGCGACUAAACGCACACAUGCACGGCAGCAAAAUCGCCCACUACCUCAUCAACCUAGACCCGGCUGUGCCCUCCGUGCCCUACCUCGCCAACAUUGACAUUCGGGACACGGUGAACUACAAGAACGUGAUGAAGGAGUAUGGGCUCGGACCCAACGGCGCGAUUCUCACCUCAUUGAAUCUCUUCACGACCAAGAUUGACGAGGUUAUCACACUCGUGGAGCGCCGAGCCGACACUCUCGACUACGUUUUCAUUGACACGCCCGGGCAGAUCGAAAUUUUCACCUGGUCAGCUUCCGGAGCAAUCAUUACCGAAGCCUUCGCCUCCACGUUUCCCACGGCCGUUUGUUUUGUAGUGGACACACCCCGGGCGGCAAAUCCCGGCACCUUUAUAAGCAGCAUGCUGUACGCGUGUGGGAUUCUGUACAAGACGCGGUUACCGCUGCUGCUGGCGUUUAACAAGACUGACGUCGCACGGCACGACUUUGCAGUUGAGUGGAUGCGGGACUUUGAAGCCUUUCAAGCAGCAGUGGAUCGAGAUCCUUCCUACGCCGCCUCGCUCUCCCGCUCCCUCUGCCUCGCCUUGGACGAGUUUUACUCCAACCUGCACGCCGUUGGAGUCUCAGCUGUCACAGGAGGGGGUAUUAAUGAGUUUUUCACCGCUGUAGAGGCGGCCAGAAAAGAGUACAUGGAAGGCUACAGGGUUGGCUUGGAGAAGAUGAGAGCAGAGAAGGAGAAGAAAGAGGCUUAUAGGCAGAGUGCGGAUAUGCCCCGGUUCUGUGCCGACUCUGCUUGA